AUGAGACUCAUCGUUAUAGAAUGUCCGUAUGGUCGAUACAAUUCAUCCACAGGCUGUGUUCUGACAUGUUCUUCUUGUUACAAUGGAGGGAUUUGUGAUGAUGAAACAGGACAAUGUAUCUGUGCUCCAGGAUUCAAUGGAGAAACAUGCGAACAAGGUUGUGGCGGCAACCGUUUCGGGAGAUCAUGUGAAUAUAGAUGUAAUACAUCAAUAGAUGACUCUACAGCUUGCAGAGGAAUUCAAAUGUGCUUACCAGAUCCAUAUGGGUGUUCUUGUGCACCAGGAUUCAAAGGCCUGAAUUGCACCACAGAAUGUGAUCAAGGUGAGUUUGGAGCUAGUUGUACGGAGACAUGUCACUGUGUAUCAGGAGAGUGUGAUAUAUUUACUGGAGUCUGUACAGGAAGCUCUACGGAGUGCCGGCAUGGCUGGGCUGGGAGUAGUUGUCAAGGUAAGUAA
Molecule: messenger RNA, 456 nt
Organism: Strongylocentrotus purpuratus (purple sea urchin)
Lineage: Eukaryota; Metazoa; Echinodermata; Echinoidea; Camarodonta; Strongylocentrotidae
Product: tyrosine-protein kinase receptor Tie-2-like
Exons: 4
Coding region: 1-456 (151 amino acids)
Source: RefSeq, a predicted model, not a curated record